Rosa chinensis is the source of this 807-nucleotide messenger RNA. RefSeq names its product receptor-like protein EIX2. Gene Ontology annotation, molecular function: protein binding. Bases 1 to 807 code for a protein of 268 amino acids. The record is from RefSeq and is a predicted model, not a curated record. NCBI's taxonomy places the organism in Eukaryota, Viridiplantae, Streptophyta, Magnoliopsida, Rosales, Rosaceae. The transcript has a single exon.
AUGGUUGACCUCGGCAACAAUAAAUUGUCGGGAAAGAUACCAACAUGGAUUGGCCAAAGCCUACCAAACUUGGUGAUUCUACGCUUACGGUCAAAUGAGUUUAAUGGAAUCAUACCCUUCUCCCUGUGCAGUCUAGCUGCCAUUAAUGUUUUGGACCUCUCUCACAACAAUAUUUCAGGAAGCUUGCCGCAUUGCUUGAAUAACAUUACCGCUUUGGCUCAUGAUACUGGAGGAAGUAGAAGUUUUACUGUGGAACUUGUGUGGAAAGGAAUAGAAAUUGAGUUUGGGAAAAAUCUUGAUGGUAUGAGAAGCAUUGACAUUUCAAGCAACUAUUUGAUUGGGGAAAUUCCGCCUAGUAUAGCAAGUAUGACAGAGUUGAAAUCUCUGAACCUGUCUGGAAACAAAUUGACGGGAAAGCUUCCUAAAGACUUUGGUAACAUGAAGAUGUUGGAAUCUCUUGAUUUGUCAAGAAACCGGAUAUCUGGUCAAAUUCCUACAAGUUUUGCGAGCUUAAACUUUCUUAGUGUCUUGGACUUGUCACACAACAACUUGUCAGGAAGAAUUCCAUCAGGCACCCAACUUCAGGGCUUUAAUGCUUCUCAAUAUAUGGGAAAUCGUGGACUUUGUGGACCACCGCUAACACAAAGUUGUCCAGGAGAAGGAACAGUUCAAGAUGAUGGAAUCACGAGAGGAACUGAAAUUGAUAACAAAGAACAGGUUAGUGAUGGUCUCAUAAACCUUGGAUUCUUUAUUAGUGCAGUGCUGGGAUUUGUCACUGGAUUUUGGAUGGUCUGCGGCAGUUUAUAG